Messenger RNA from Bolinopsis microptera, 777 nucleotides. Its product is annotated as phosphopantothenoylcysteine decarboxylase-like. The record is from RefSeq and is a predicted model, not a curated record. Gene Ontology annotation, biological process: coenzyme A biosynthetic process. The transcript is spliced from 2 exons. Gene Ontology annotation, cellular component: phosphopantothenoylcysteine decarboxylase complex. NCBI's taxonomy places the organism in Eukaryota, Metazoa, Ctenophora, Tentaculata, Lobata, Bolinopsidae. Bases 39 to 608 code for a protein of 189 amino acids. Gene Ontology annotation, molecular function: phosphopantothenoylcysteine decarboxylase activity; FMN binding.
UUCAACACUACUAUAUAACAAAUAAUUUGAGCCCCCGCAUGACAGAACCACUCAAGUUACUCGUAUGUUGUACCGGAAGUGUGGCUGCUAUAAAAAUACCCCUACUUCUCCAACAACUCAAAGAUAUUAUUCCCGGAUUAUCGAUAAAGCUUGUAGCCACUCAAAAUUCACUUCACUUUUUUGAUACGACAAGUUUACCAGAGUCUGUACAACUAUACACAGACUCGGAUGAAUGGGACACAUGGAGCAAGAUAGGUGACAAAGUGUUGCAUAUAGAGCUGCGACGCUGGGCUGAUAUGAUGUUGAUAGCACCGUGUGAUGCGAACACUAUGGCUAAAAUAUCAGGGGGUAUCUGCGACAAUCUACUCUGUUGUGUGGUGCGUGCCUGGGAUCUGGCUAAACCCUUACUUUAUUGUCCUGCUAUGAACACUGCCAUGUGGGAGCACCCCCUAACUGGAAAACAGAUAGCGGUAUUAGAAGGUUUUGGGUAUAUUCGACUGGGUCCCAUUUCUAAAGUUUUAGCUUGUGGGGAUGCAGGAUUGGGCGCUAUGAGCGAAGUCGCUGACAUCGUCAAUUCAGUGAAGGAUAAAAUUGGCAAGGUCAAGUAGUUGGAUACGUUGUCUAAUUUCAUAAUGAUGCUUGUUAGCGUCGCUGACUAAUGAAACAUUCGUAACACUGUAAUUAUUUAAUGAGUCGUCAAUUUCCAUUGUUUCUACUUGAGCUAAUACUAUUAUUUGAAGGUGGUAUUCGGUUUUUAAAAUUAUGAGAGUAACGAAA